AUGGAUAAGAUGGAAAAGAUUAACGUGGAAGAACGGACGCAUACCGGAAGAAGUUUGAGGAAGAACAAGAGAAGAUGCGGCGGCAACAGCUGGAGGACGAACUCGGGCGAAGAUCAAUGCGGCGAAUCAAAGGCGAGCGAACAGGCCGCACGAGAGAAGCAGCCCAAUCCGUCGAGUUCGACUGUACCGACAGCCAGCCUCAAUGACGACGAAGCACAGCUGAUACGCCAGUCGCUCAUUAUUCAAAUCGAUACGCUGACGAGCGAUCCGGCGGCCAUGCAACAAGACCUAUUUGAUGCGCUGUUACGGGAAAAGUUAAGACUGCAAAAGGGUUUUGCUCCGGCACCAUACAUAAAGAAAGCAGUCGAAGAACGUAUGGAGGAGCUGCGUAAAUCCCGCCAGACCGAGAGCAAUGUUUUACAGGCGCUCAGAGGCUUUCGACGAGAUGAUGUGUUUACACGACCCCGUUCGCCUCCGCAGAGAGAAAGGUCACGCGGACAUUCACGAGAACAUGAGCGGACUUCUGAAAGACGAAGUGAAAGGUCACGUGAACAUUCCCGGGAAAGGACACGGGACUACCGAAGCGAAAGGUCACGCGAGCGUUCUCGCGACAGAGACUACCGUGGCGGAAGAGGAUGGGUGCGCCAUGGAAAUGAGAUAACGGAGACAAGCAUCCAACGAAAAAUCGACACGGCAAAGAUUCUAGCAGCGACUAGAGGACGUGAAGAACAACGGCGUGCGGAGUCAUUCCGCACAGAACCUGAAAAGGAAGGUCAUCAGGUGCCGUUAGGAGUCGGAUUCCGUAAUCGCAAUGUUAGAAUGUCAACACCCGAAAGGUCAUGGGACAAAAGACGCGAACACACGCGGAAUCGAACGCCAGACCCACAGGACAAACGAUGGCAGGAAAGAGCCAGAUAUUAUGCGGGGUUUGAAUCUGGCGCCAGUAAAAGGUCAUCGAGUGCAGAAAGGGAAGACUCACCCCCGAAAUAUCAGCGAAUGGAGUCAAUAGUCCAUGUAGUGAAUCCCAUCGUGAGUGCGGUACAGGAAGAUGACACGAUGGAAGGGCCCGGCUCAGUCGCAGAAGCGCCUGCGGCGCAAGAAGAUGACAUGAUGGAAGAGCUCGGUUCAGUCGCAGAAGCGUCCCAAGAUAACGUGAUACACCGAAGAAAUGUGGUCCUUGACAGUGACCCCCAACCAUCCACAUCGAAAGGUACUGAACCGCUGCAGAGCGGACGACGCGAACAAGAAAGUCGGCGCGAGCCGGAUGAACGCGGUCGGCGAACGAAUUCCCGAUUCAAUAACCGACACCCCGACACAAUCGACAUGGUAUACGAUAUGCGCGACACCGAUGAACAAAAGACGGAAAUCUGCCGAUACAUGGGGAUUGAAGACGAUUCGGCGGAUGCGAAUAAGAUUCACACAAUUCUGAAUCAGCUGCGUCAAUUUUUAUUCGAUUCGGGCUAUGCGAAAGAAAUUAAAGAGGGAGUGGAACAAGGAAUUUUCCGUCAGUUAUACAUUCCCCGCGACUCAGCAAGGGAUUGUUACCUCCCUAUCCGACGAAACGGAUUACAUAGCCUUUUGGAUCUGAAUUUGUUGGACGUGCCACUGGAUACGACCGAUCCAAUCGGGAUGACACAGUUUUAUUAUAGAGACUAUCCCGAACGACAGGAAUAUGUGGCUCAGUUCGUGUUACGACAUGUGAAUCCAGCCUUUAAGUUGCUCGCAGCAAGAGCAUCGAUAGGAUUACAAGUAGAUCCUAAAGACCAUGCCGCAAGAAGGAUGGGGCAGAAGGUCUUCGCUGCGAGAUUGGCACAUUAUAAGACACAGAACCAGUUGGUGUCUAACACUAUGAAGGACGAUAUCCCAUUGCUCUUUCGACCUCAUGUGGCGAAACUGGGUGAACCCAUGGAACAUGUCGGAAUAGCCCAUACAGCAAGAAAGGCGCUUAAAAAGUGUAAGAUACGAAUGGAAAAGGGCAAUCUUACACAACGCCAUGCCUCCCAGGUUGAAGAGAGGAUUAAUAAGAUCAAAGACACCAUGGGAAGUGACUACGUCGAACCCUUUGACGGAAUUGAAAUGUACAUCGACGAGUUCCUGGUGAAGAAAAGUGAUCGACGCCCAGAACGCGCCCCUAACCAGAUAGGACGACGCGGCUUAAGAAACCAGCAACUCCGCGAUAACCUCGCUGACGUGCAACGAAGAUUGGCGGAUGACCCUAACAACCGGAGACUCCGGUUGGAAGAGAAUGACGCACGCCAUCGGGUAGAGGCGGUUAAACGCAGUCGCCAAGGGAAAGGUCGCGGUCAGCGAGAAGUUGACCCGGAAAAGGUCAUGGCAGUUGAUUCCACGGAACCAGUUGACCGAACGUCUGACCGUAACCAACCAGAAAGUUCUAAGAAGCGCCCGCCAAGAGAUGGCGAGGACGAUUCAAAUGAAAUGGAAUAGUGUUGAUCGUUAGGAUCACACUAUUAAAAGGGCGUCUACGGCAAUUGUCGGUACGUCACAAGAAUGAGAAAUGGUGUUGUAUAAAGGCGACGUGACAUAUUAACAUUAACUGCAUUUGUGUAUUUGUUGUUUUCAGCGUUUAUAGCACAGAACCGCAAAAGGAUAAAGAAAUCAUGUGGAGCAGCGAUUGGGGUUGAAAUUGAUUCGGUCUAUAAAGCCGGCCCCAAGGGAGUUGCUACGGCAAUCAGCCGGCUCUCCUCCUGAAGCGAUUCAGUGUUAUAAAUUUGCAAGAGAAACUACGGUAAUCAAGCCGGAUCUCUUGAAUACGAAAGUGGGCCACAAGCGGCGAAAAAGAGAAAGACAACAGGUGGAAAUUUUAUUGGGGUAAACUUGAUGCGGCCGUCAGCCGGCCUCAUUAGAGUUGCUACGGUAAACUAUGCCGGCAAUCUCUCCAAGCGAAUCAGUGUUAUAAGUCAACGAGAGAAAUAGCGGUAACCAAGCCGGAUCUCUCGUACGGAAGCUGGGCCACAAGCGGCGAACAAGAGUAAAAGAUUUAAUGUGGAAGCGUCAUGGGGUAAAUUUAAUGCGGUAGUUAGCCGGCCCCAUCAGAGAUGUUACGGUAAACUCUGCCGGCACUCUGGCCGCUCGAGACAUAUUGAAGUUGGAUGUGCGACGGAGAGGUCAACUUAAAAGUUUUACCAGGGAGGCAAGCGAAGAAAUGCUUGAAAGUCGGCAAAAAUCGGCUAAGUUCCUCCAUGACCUUUAAUGGAAGUUGAAGAGAAGUUGGAUGACCUUUGGGAUCAUUACCGCCCAAGAGAGUCACCGUAUUAGAAUUCAAAACGCAUGACCUUUUGGGACCAUUAACCCAAAUGAGUCGCACAUCUCAACGGAUCAUCUCGACAAAGGAUGACCUUUAUCAGGGAGGAAGCGAACUACGCUUGUCAACAUGACGUCCCUCCAUGACCUUUAUUGGAUCUCAUUUUCAAGUCGUACGAUGAUACGCACCUUAUUCCAAAGAUGAAGCAGUAUUCCUAAAGUCGUACAUUGAUACGCACCAGAUUCUCAAGCGGAUUGUGAUGAAAGUCGCACUAUGGAUGCGCGGAAUUGCUCAAGCGAGCGGAAUGGGCCAAAGUGCGGAAAACGGUGGACAGGACCUGUGACCUUUACGAGUCAGAAAUGGAGGAUCCUAGUCUACAUUUGAUUAAUAAUUUUGUUGAUCUUAUAACUGUUGAUCUGUUUUUGUAUUAGAAUUGAUAUGGAAUAGUAUUUUGAUACAGAUCUCUUUAUUUUCACAUAGUGCAUCUGGAAUUGAUGUGAUAAAUGGAAUAAGAGAAUUUGAUGUUUUUGAGCACGCACAGACACCGGCAACCGUCUUUUCGUGGAUUCGGGAGUGUGUCCAGCCUCAACGGAGCUCGGCAUCCCCCCAGAGGCAUGUGAGACGAGGCUCACUAGCGUUCACGUCCGUGGCGCUAGGCGCUACGCCUUUGGAUUACGGUCUGUGACGUGUCUCGCUUUGAUUGGCUUGAGUUGUGUUAGUGGGCGCGGCAUAGCACGUGCUGCACAGUUUUGCACAGUGUGGAAUUGGCUCCACGUUUUACGAUCGAGCUGCGCCGAUCACUUGUUGGUUUCUGGUCUCCAGACUUUCAAUAUUAUUAAAAGUCAGCUAUUAGCGGUGCGACGUUUCGCGAUUCCGCGUAGUUCGCUAUACUUAUCGCAUAGCUCACUCCACGGGAUAGAUUCCGUUUCUGUCUCCGUAUCUGGAUCACAGUUGGAUCUAGCAUUAGACUGUGUUCGACUGUGUUACUACAUGCGGCAUAUUACGCGCCAAAAACGAUCAGAAAAGCCGGCAACGAUUUCAGCCACUAAAAACAGCGCUGUACAGAUAAUCAUUGGGUCCUUGGUUACACGCAGCCGCACCAAUUCCCAUUUACUACCAGCGGCAGGCGUAUUUAUUGUGCGCAUUGGCCGUUCAGUAGUAGUAUACCAUUUCGCCGGCAUCCGCUGUUGCUGGCAGCUCCUCAGGAAUCAACAGCCGCUUUGCUUGGGGAAUCUGGGAUUGACUGGGAUAGAACAUUCACACUUCGAAUGCCGACGUCCACCGGCCGACUCAAGUGGCC
Paramacrobiotus metropolitanus is the source of this 4562-nucleotide messenger RNA. RefSeq lists its product as uncharacterized. The transcript is spliced from 4 exons. The record is from RefSeq and is a predicted model, not a curated record. The coding region runs from base 1 to 2445 and encodes 814 amino acids. Lineage: Eukaryota; Metazoa; Tardigrada; Eutardigrada; Parachela; Macrobiotidae.